UAUUUAACACACCCAACCUCAAUCUCACAUGCGAAGGACAGUGAUUGUCUUUUUUCCUUGCUCACAAGGCACACUGUAGUCUAUCUCCGAGAGAGAAACCGAAUCGGCACCUAUCUGAGUUAUUUGUUUGAUUCGUCUCGCUUUGGUUGUUUUGUAUUGCCUGUCUUUAUUCGGGAUUUGCUGUGAACGUUGCCAUUUAUUCUCAUCCUGGGUCGCUUACUGUACUUUGCCUGCUGCGCCUUUACACGUUGUUUUAUCGUUUCUAGUGGAAAAGGAGGAGUCUUUCGAAUAGUCUUCUUCUAAAAUGAUAUUUUGACAUUGGUGAAUAGUGCUCUUUCCUAUCCCGGACUGGACCAAUGCGUAGCCCGUGCCCAGCGGAUCCACGACAGCUCCGUUUCUCACACAGCAGAGUUCACGCUCAAUGGCCGGACCGAUGUGCGCCAGCAGACCCCGCCGACAUACACCUCUGAUGGAUCAUUUAUCUACCGUUUUCGAGCUUCUUUCCAGACCCUUGCACUUCCUUUAUACCGUGUAUUGUGCGUAAAGCCUUGGGGUCGUAGCUGUAGAGCGAAAGCAAUUGAGAUAAUGCCGCUUUCCCAACUCGACCGUUGGUCUGAACCGAAUCGACCUGUUUUACCUGGGCGCAUGCGGAGAAUCCUCUCGUUCUGAACCACAAAAGAAGCCUGCCGUCUGGAUUUCUAUGUGGUUGGAAAUACAAAAGUUGAACACUGAAACAUUUAGUCUACUCAAGACGGCAAGAAGUGAAGAUGGUUACGUGUUCAACGUGUAUUUCAUUAAAGUGGCAUCCAGCGUAAUAAACAUAAUCAGUGAUGUAGUGAGUCUGUUCAUAUGCGUGCUCAUCAUUUGCAGUAAAUACUCGCAACUGCUCAAACAGGGGACUAUGAAGAUGAUACUCUUCCGUAAAUUCCGGGUUUUGAUUCUCAUGGUGUUUCUAAUCGCCUGCUCGAUGCACAUCAUGAUAGACUUGUUACCAAAGCUGGAGAGGCGCAGCAACAGCGGCUGCUCCUGCUCGCACAAGCCGAGCGAGGACCCUCAGAACUGGGCUAAACACCGAGCUAGGUCGGGAGCGGAGUCAGGCUGGCCUAACAAACACACGCUGAGAAUCCUCCAGGACUUCAGCAAUGAGCCAAACUCUAACAUCUCUUCCCAUUCUCUGGAGAAGAACACCAAAGCGGGAAACAAAACGGAAGCCUUUAAACGGAUUGAACAUUAUGCACAAAAUGGUGACAAAAAGAGACGGUUCAUACACGACACUGUGGUCACCAAAAACAUACCUGUCAAGAGUUCAAGGUUGCUGGCUCUGUUUGACCACCCGUUAUUCAAGAGAGCCUUACCGUCUCUGACCGACGAAGACACCUUGUUCAACGUCAACACAGACAUCAGAUUUGACCCCAACGCCGCCACAGAGAAUCAGGAAUGGCACGCUGAAGGGAACAUGGAGGAGUACACUCCAACAGGAGGAGAGCUGACGGCUGACUCCUACCCCAACUGGCUCCGCUUCCACAUAGGGAUUAAUCGAUAUGAGCUCUACUCCAGACAUAACCUAGUCAUCGAUGCUCUGCUCAGGGACCUGGUCUCACAGAGAAUCACCAGCGUCGCCAUGAAGUCUGGAGGCACCCAACUGAAACUGAUCAUGACGUUCCAGAACUAUGGACAGGCUCUGUUCAAACCUAUGAAGCAGACCCGGGAGCAGGAGACGCCCCCUGACUUCUUCUACUUCUCGGACUUUGAGAGACACAAUGCUGAAAUCGCUGCCUUUCAUCUGGACAGAAUCCUGGACUUCCGUCGUGUCCCUCCUGUAGCAGGCAGAUUGCUGAAUAUGACUAAAGAGAUCAAAGAUAUGACCAGGGACAAGAAGCUGUGGAAAACCUUCUUCAUAUCACCAGCCAACAACAUCUGUUUCUAUGGGGAGUGUUCGUACUACUGCUCUACGGAGCAUGCUCUGUGCGGUAAGCCGGACCAGAUCGAGGGUUCCCUGGCCGCCUUCCUCCCAGACCUGGCCUUGGCAAAACGUAAGACCUGGAGAAACCCCUGGAGACGAUCCUACCACAAACGCAAGAAAGCCGAGUGGGAGGUGGACCCUGACUACUGUGAAGAGGUGAAACAGACUCCGCCCUAUGACAGCGGCACCCGUCUGCUGGACAUCAUGGACAUGACCAUCUUUGACUUCCUCAUGGGCAACAUGGAUCGUCAUCACUAUGAGACGUUUGAGAAGUUUGGCAAUGAGAGCUUCAUAAUCCACCUGGACAACGGGAGAGGGUUUGGAAAGCAUUCCCAUGAUGAGGUGUCUAUCCUGGUUCCUUUAAGCCAAUGUUGCAGAGUGAGGAAGUCGACCCACCUGCGUCUGCAGCUGCUGGCCAAGGAGGAGUACCAGCUGAGUGAUCUGAUGUCUGAGUCUCUGCUAAGGGACAAACUGAUCCCCAUCCUCAUCCAGCCUCACCUGGAGGCGAUGGACAGACGCCUACGCCACACACUCAACGUCCUGGCAGACUGCAUCGAGAAGGAGGGCUAUAGUAAUGUUGUGGAGGAUGACCUGGCGAGUGAGAGGAAGGGGGCUCAGAUGCACACAUCACCCAGGGGGAGGUAGCUGGGAGGCCUGAACUGUUCUGGAAUGGACCAGACUGGAUUGGACCGGAUCAAACCGUAUGUAACUAGAGUCGAUCAGACUGAACUGGAUUGAACUGGAUUGGACUGGACCAGAUUAAACCGGACUGAACCGGUUUUGACCACCAUCCCCAUAGGCCCCUUAAAUAACAGUGUACACCUCCCAACCAAUCGAUCAUCUCCCACCACAGCACCACAGAUCAUGAAAGUCUUGCGAGAGCCGCUUGUCUUGUUCAGGAGACAUUUUUGAAUUCAGUGAAUUCCAAGACUGGUAUUAUUCCUUCUGCUGUCAACUGAAUAUUGUGUUUCUACACAUUGUUGGGACCUGUCGCAGGUGUGCAAACGAUAUGCGUAUUGGAGAUCGAUUCUGUGUCUUAAUGAACAAUUUAUUGCAAAAUGUUUUAUAACUUCUGUUGCUCUUUUACAUUGUAUUUUGUAUUAAUUUAAGAGAUAUUUCAUUGGAGGGUUUACUGCAAAAUGUGUCUUCUGCUUUUCAUCUUUCAAAUGCUUCCUGUCCCGAGAGUAUUUAUUGCAUUUCAUAUUAAUUGUUUGAAAUAAAUGAGACCCAAAUCAUUUUUCUAUCAAUA
This is a messenger RNA of Oncorhynchus tshawytscha (Chinook salmon), 3212 nucleotides long. It is a transcript of the gene fam20cb, whose product is annotated as FAM20C golgi associated secretory pathway kinase b. Bases 701 to 2608 code for a protein of 635 amino acids. The transcript has 9 exons. Gene Ontology annotation, molecular function: protein serine/threonine kinase activity. NCBI's taxonomy places the organism in Eukaryota, Metazoa, Chordata, Actinopteri, Salmoniformes, Salmonidae. Gene Ontology annotation, cellular component: Golgi apparatus. The record is from RefSeq and is a predicted model, not a curated record. Gene Ontology annotation, biological process: protein phosphorylation.